GGCACUUACCCCACCAAUAAAUGGUUCAAUAGUCAGCAGCUCCAGAUUACCAUAUGGAGUGACUAUAUUGGCAUGCAAUGAUGGCUAUCAACUGACAGGAAAUAGUGCAACUGUAUGCAUGGCAAAUGGUGCUUGGUCAACCACAAUGCCGACAUGUACAAGAAUUCAAUGUCCUGCAAAUCCAACGUCUCCUGUAAAUGGCGCAGUGUCUAGUGGUGGUCGAAAUGCUUUCACGAUCAGAACAUACUCGUGCAGUACCGGAUAUCAACUAUCAGGAGCAACAACAACUGUCUGUCAAACAACUGGAGCAUGGUCUGGAACACCACCUACAUGCAAUCGUGUUGUGUGUGGCGGUCAAGUUGCACCUUCUAAUGGAGCUAUUGCUACCAUGUCUUUGGAGAUUAAUGGUGCAACUAUUUUCACCUGCAAUGCUGGAUACAAUGUAGUCGGCAGCAGUGCCUCUGUUUGUCUUCCAAAUGGAACUUGGUCGACAUCCCCACCAACUUGCCAGCUGAUACAAUGUCCUUCCAACCCGGUGUCUCCUACAAACGGCGCCGUGUCCAGUGGUGCUCGAGAUGCCUUCACGAACAGAACGUACUCGUGCAGUGCUGGAUAUCAACUUUCUGGCACAACAACAACUGUGUGUCAAACAACUGGAAUGUGGUCUGGAACACCACCAACAUGCUCUCGUCAGUAUAAUGUGAUAAUAUUGUCUUCAUUUAUGUUCAGAAAUUCGGAACGACGCUUCACGCAGCUUCAUUAUAGCAACUUGUAG
This is a messenger RNA of Sycon ciliatum, 775 nucleotides long. Its product is annotated as sushi, von Willebrand factor type A, EGF and pentraxin domain-containing protein 1-like. The record is from RefSeq and is a predicted model, not a curated record. NCBI's taxonomy places the organism in Eukaryota, Metazoa, Porifera, Calcarea, Leucosolenida, Sycettidae. The transcript is spliced from 4 exons. The coding region runs from base 119 to 775 and encodes 218 amino acids.